Messenger RNA from Polyodon spathula (Mississippi paddlefish), 5009 nucleotides. Its product is annotated as protein tweety homolog 3-like. Gene Ontology annotation, molecular function: volume-sensitive chloride channel activity; intracellularly calcium-gated chloride channel activity. NCBI's taxonomy places the organism in Eukaryota, Metazoa, Chordata, Actinopteri, Acipenseriformes, Polyodontidae. The record is from RefSeq and is a predicted model, not a curated record. The transcript has 15 exons. Gene Ontology annotation, cellular component: plasma membrane. The coding region runs from base 1069 to 2652 and encodes 527 amino acids.
UGUUAAUAAUCAGAAGACUAGCUGCUGCUGCAGUAGGUUGUCUCUCUUGCUCACUCUGUACGCUUUUUGACUUAUGCAUCCCCAAGACACAAAUGUAGACGAAAAAAAUUGAAAGGGGAUCUGGGGACGGGAACGACAGUAUAUAGAUCAGACUCGACUCAGAAAUAUCCCGGGAACAUUGGAACAAUAACGAACGGGGGCGCGCACCGCGCAACAGCAGGGCUGGCAUUUGCUAUUAAAAAAAAAAGAAAGAAAAAAAGAACUAUGUGAUUGUCGAAGAAAAAAGACUGGAAAAAUCAAGACAGUAAGAUCUUGCAAAUUAUUUGAGCAUCUUCUUGGAGAUAACCUGUACAGAACAUGGUUUUAUAACCGUAACAACCAUUGUGCAAAUAAAUGUUAUGACUCAAGAUCAUUAUGUUUUGAAUGGUUGGAAGUGAAGGCAGGAAGUCUCGUUAAGGUAGUGUCGUUUUUUAUUUUAAAUAACAAAUGCAUUGCCGUACCUUAACUUGGAUUGUGUCCUACACUAGUUGUAUUAAGCAAUGUGAUUAGAUACACUGGGCUUUAUUGGAGACAGAGUCGUCGUGCUAUUAAUAAUCCUGGAAUUCGGAGACAGAAAAAUCAACACAAUGCUGGGACACGAAAACAGGAUUAAGGAAAUCACAUCCUACCCGUAGUGGAUUCUGUAGGAAAUAUAAUGAAAUUAAAUUGUUGAAGGGGAAAUUGAGAUUCUCUAAAUUUAGGCGAUCUCGAAUGAAACAUAAGGGUGUUACAGCAACAGCGAUACAAGGCAACAAAUCUCGCCAAUGAGUAGUUUAACUGUUUAUUUAAGUGUUCAGUUGCAUAAUCAAAGUGGCAUAACUGGAAUAUUAGUAUUGUGUACUGUUGCUAAGAUUUAAAACAUUUACACGUGGAAUGUUAAGGUCUUGAGUACCUCCCUUGGUCUCAAGCUAUACUGUGUUGACUAGAAUACAGCUGGAGUACUGUACUUCGGAACUUCCUGGAAAUAGAGCAGCGAUCAAAGUUAAUCUGUGGUUCCAACAACCUCGGAUCCCGAUUCAACUGCUAACCAUGGCAGCUGUUCUGAACUACUCGCCUCCUUGGUGGGCGAACCUGUUACACAGACUCCCUCAUUUCAAUCUCCAGUUUGAGCAAAUAAGCGGUGAAUUUCGUCCUGAAGAUUCUCAAUACCAGGAGUCGUUGUUGCUGCUGGGGGCUGUGGCACUGGGCUGCCUUGCUCUGGACCUCCUCUUUCUCCUCUUCUACUCCUUCUGGCUGUGCUGUCGCCGUCGGAAGAGUGAAGAACCGGCGAACGCGGACUGCUGCUGCACCGCCUGGUGUGUCAUCAUUGCCACGCUCGUGUGCAGUGCUGGCAUUGCUGUAGGUUUCUAUGGGAACGGCGAAACUAGCGAUGGAAUCCACCGGCUCACAUACUCCCUCCGCCACGCCAACCGAACCGUGGUGGGAGUGCAGAAAUUGGUUUCUGAAAGCACUACCUCCCUCAACCAGACUGUGGGCGUGGGUCUAGGCGAGCUUGAGGGGAAGUACCAGAAGCAUGCUGAUUACCUAUCAGUCGUGCAGAAGCUGCAGGGCCAACUGGAUGAGCUGGUGCAACAGGUGAUCAAGAUCCCUUUCUGGGGGAAUAGCGAGGCUUCUCUGGAACAGCUGGCUGUGAGAACUGAGCUCUACGACUGGUACAGGUGGCUGGGGUAUCUCAGUUUGCUGCUCUUCGAUGUGCUCAUCUGUCUGCUUGUGCUCUUCGGACUCAUCCGCAAUUCCAAGGGCACUCUCAUUGGGGUCUGUUUCCUGGGGGUGCUGACCCUGAUUAUCAGCUGGGCAUCGCUGGGUCUGGAACUAGCCGUUUCCGCAGGUUCCAGUGAUUUUUGCGUAUCCCCUGACAUAUACAUCUCCAAAGUGGCUGAAGAGAAUGAAGUUGUCAGUAAAGAUAUUCUGCAGUAUUACCUGACAUGUAGCACUGGGCACCCAAACCCUUUCCAACAGAAACUGUCAGGGAGUCACAAAGCCCUUGUGGAGAUGCAGGAUGAUGUGGUAGGACUGCUGAGGUCGGCUAUCCGUGACUACCCCCAGACCAAGGGGACUCUGGAACAAAUCCAGGGGGUGCUGAACUCCACAGAGAUCGGCCUCCACCAGCUCACUGCCCUGGUCGACUGUCGCAGCCUCCACAUGGAUUACGUCCAGGCUCUGACUGGGAUUUGCUAUGAUGGAGUUGAAGGCCUCAUCUAUCUGGUUCUCUUCUCCUUUGUCACUGCCCUCAUGUUCAGCUCCAUCGUCUGCAGUGUCCCACACACCUGGCAGCACAAGAGGAGUGAGGAGGAUGGCGAGGAAGAGUCCAUGGCUCAGGGGAACCGGCAGGCUCAUGAUAACCUGUACCGUGUACACAUGCCUAGUCUGUACAGCUGUGGAAGCAGCUAUGGUAGUGAGACCAGCAUCCCUGCCGCUGCACACACAGUCAGCAAUGCACCCGUCACAGAGUACAUGAGCCAGAAUGCAAACUUUCAGAACCCUCGGUGUGAGAACACGCCUCUGAUUGGCAGGGAGUCCCCACCUCCUUCUUUGUAUUUGGCUGCCAUGGACAAUAACACCCAUCUCAGCUGGCAGCUAAAGCCCUCGGACAGUGCAAGAACAUAUUGGUAACGGCGUCCGCUAAUCUAACAGUACACUUCUAGCAUGAGGGCAAAAUACCUUGCUACAAACCAGCCUGAAUCCAACAGCCCUGCCCCCUAAGGACACCCCCCCCCAACCUGCAUGCCACUGGAAAUAAACUGGGGACUGUCCAGCUUCCACACUUCCAACUGUCCAACAGCCACUUGGAUCCCUCGCUAGGCAAAGCUGAACACCAGAACUUGGAGCUUUUUCAACUGAUCACCUAAUACUCCUGGGUGUGCACUUGUAAGUCUCUUUAUUGUGUAGAGAUCUGCCCUGGGCUCAAGUUUAAUACCAGGCAGAUUCAAAUGUUUUUGAAACCUUCCACCAUCUGAUGUACACAGUCGUUCAUUUUUCAAAAGGAAGAUCAAUUUUAGUGGUUUCAGUUUUUAAUUUAUUAUUUUUUUUUUAAAUUGUUUUAAAAGGCAUACUUGCAAUGCUAUUGAAAUAUUUUACUCUGGAAUUACCUAUUUUUUUUUUUUCUUUAAACAUAUUAUAAAAUCUGUUGCUUCUGGAAUAAGUGCAGCUGCUAGACACUGCAUCUUCAAUCCUUGUUUGAUAUUAUUUUUUUUUAUAAACCACUAAGAUUUGUGUGUGUACGUUUUUAAACACAUAUUUUUUACCGGGGGGGGGGGGGGGGGGGGUUGAUCCUUGGAACUGUCAUUACAGUGAGGCUUUUGCAUUUGUAUUAAAAAAAUGACCUAAGCAUGCUAGACUGUGUCAUAUUACCACUCUCUGACCUGGGUGCAGAAUCAACUUUCAUGGUGUUACCUUUCAGAAUCCUGUUUUCAAACAAUUUUGAAUUUCUGCUGAAUGUUAGAUCCAUUUUUAAACCCAGAUUAGAGAUGUGUGUUAACCAGGUGGUUUUGUCAGUGAUGUCUGUAGAACCCUAAUGCUGGAAUUGAAGUGUUCUAGCCAUGCACCAUGAGUGCUGUAGAUUAGUACAUGUAGGAAUUUUAAAUAGUCACAGAGAUCCUUACCUAGGUCAAAUUUGCUUCAGAUUAAUCAAUAAAUGGUUAGAUCAUUAUUCUGCUUUUGACAACUAAACUUAAUAGUUUGGGAAUUUAAUAAAUUCAUACAUUUUAAUUCAUUUAUUAUUUUGGACAGAAUGCAUAGUCUAUUGGAAAUUCUUAGUCUUGUAAUGUCAGGAUUUCUUUUUGAUGUUUCUUUUACAUGUACUGUUAAUAAACGAUAUGUUUUAAUCAGGAACAUAGUGCUAUUCAAGUCUUGGAUAGUAAAACGUCAUAAGCAUCAGGCUGCACAUAGCUGGAAGUUUACUGUUUUAUUUGUUAGAAGCGUCUCUGUGGGGCAGCUUGUAUUGUCUACUAAUUCCAGCUGUUUUGUUUCUGCUUAAAAAAAAAACAUUCCUUGUCUUAAGACUGCGUAGUGUAUUUUUUUAUUCCAAUGUUGUAUUGUUUAAAAAGAAUAAUGUCUGCAUUUGAAUUAACUUCAAACAUAUCAUAUACUGGCAUGACAAAAUGCACAGAAUACUGAACAGGUUUUAUACAAGUUUCAGAGGUGCAAAGCCAACAGAAACUAAAGGACAGACCAGUGGCUUUCCUGAUUAUGAUGAUGUCAUAUGUUUGUUAUUAUUGUUUAAUGCAGGUUUUAAGGGGGGGUGGGGGGGGGGUGCUAUUGGAAUGAACUGCCACUAAAUGUACUGAAGCGACUUAUAUAUGACUUUGAAUUGUGAGCACCUAGUGCAUAUGUUAAUGUGAAUUGGACACAACGUGUUACAGCGUCCACUUAAUAUGGAUGGCACGAUGACCACUACCAAAAUAACGGAAGAAACAAAACAGGGUAUAUCUCUGGAUGAUCUCCCCCAUCCCGUGAAUUUCUAAUAAGGGAAACAUUUCAAUAUCCAAACAAAAAGCAAAAAAGAAGAUAUGUGGUGGAUUGAUAUAACUUUGGGGAAAACAUUUUUUUAACGAGGAGCAACGUACCUUUUGACCAAAAGCAAUGCAACUGCACAAGGAAGAAAUAGUGCUUUUUACCUGUAAUAAUGAAGUGGCAUACCCGUAGUAUACUAACCCAGGCACUCGUAGUUGUUAACAUGUUUUGGAUUGUUUAUCUUUUUUUUUAUAUGUAAUGGUGGACCUUCAGAUGUAUGCCUUUUUUUUUUUUUUUUUUGAAAUUUGAGGACUGAGAUUGAGGUUCUUCUGACUGCCAACAGACACCUAAAGUCCUUUUUUGAAAGCACAAGCGCUCUUGUUUUGACAAACUCUGGACUCUUGAACAUUGAUUAAAAAAAAAAAAUCCUGUGUAAUGUAAAAUGGAAUAGCGUGCUGUACGCCCCUUACUCUCCACCUUGUAAACUGUGUUGAAACUGUAAGAUACUUCGCUGUGAA